Messenger RNA from Strigops habroptila (Kakapo), 6370 nucleotides. It is a transcript of the gene BRS3, whose product is annotated as bombesin receptor subtype 3. Gene Ontology annotation, cellular component: membrane. The record is from RefSeq and is a predicted model, not a curated record. The transcript has 3 exons. Bases 169 to 1359 code for a protein of 396 amino acids. Gene Ontology annotation, molecular function: bombesin receptor activity. NCBI's taxonomy places the organism in Eukaryota, Metazoa, Chordata, Aves, Psittaciformes, Psittacidae. Gene Ontology annotation, biological process: bombesin receptor signaling pathway.
UCCUAGGCAUGUUUUGAGACCCAGAAGGGGAUGAAAGUAGUUAAUGUGCAACGGGAAUCUUAAUGUCAGCCACAAAUCUGUGUCUUUCUCUUGCCGAUACGCUGGAAGCUAAACGUUAAUGUUGUGAUCAAUUUAAGUCCAGCCUGGGGAGAAGAAGCAGUUAAAGAGAUGUCUCAAGUAUACUCGCCUUCAGCUAAUCAGACUUUGUGUGCAUCUACAGAUGGUACAGAGCUGAAAUCAAUCAUUGAUAACGAAACCACAACUGAAAAAUGGACUGAAGACUCCUUCCCAGGAUUAGAAAUACUGUGCACCAUUUAUAUUACAUACUCAGUGAUCAUUUCCGUGGGGCUCCUUGGAAAUGCAAUACUCAUCAAAGUGUUUUUCAAGAUUAAAUCCAUGCAGACGGUUCCAAACAUCUUCAUCACCAGCCUGGCGUUUGGAGACCUACUGCUUUUAUUGACUUGUGUGCCUAUAGAUGCAACAAGGUACAUCGUGGAUACCUGGCUCUUCGGAAGGAUCGGGUGCAAGCUGCUGUCUUUCAUCCAGCUAACCUCAGUUGGAGUCUCAGUGUUUACCCUGACUGUUCUCAGUGCUGACAGGUACAGAGCCAUCGUUAAGCCCUUGGAACUGCAGACUUCAGAUGCGCUCCUGAAGACCUGCUGUAAAGCGGGCUGCGUGUGGAUCGUCUCCAUGAUAUUUGCUAUCCCAGAGGCUGUUUUCUCAGAUCUCUAUUCUUUCAGCAACCCCGAGAAGAAUGUAACUUUUGAGGCAUGUGCUCCUUAUCCUGUAUCUGAGAAGAUCCUCCAGGAAGCUCACUCCCUGGUUUGCUUCUUAGUGUUCUAUAUUAUACCCUUAGCUGUCAUUUCUGUCUACUAUUUUCUUAUCGCCAGAACUUUAUAUAAAAGCACCUCCAACAUGCCAGCAGAAGAACACGGUCAUGCCCGUAAGCAGAUUGAAUCCCGCAAGAGAGUUGCAAAAACAGUGCUGGUGCUUGUUGCUUUGUUUGCCUUCUGCUGGCUGCCCAACCACAUCCUCUACCUAUACCGCUCUUUCACAUACCACGCUUCUGUCGAUGCUUCCACCUUUCAUCUGAUAGCUACUAUAUUUUCCCGUGCCUUGGCCUUCAGCAAUUCCUGCAUCAAUCCUUUUGCUCUCUAUUGGCUGAGUAAAAGUUUCAGGCAACACUUUAAAAAGCAAGUCUCGUGCUGCAAGGCAAAGCUUCGUUCAAAGCCUCCCAGCGCUACCCACAGUAACACACCGACCAGAGCCCCGUCCAUCACGGGCAGCACGUGUGGCUCAGAAAUCAGUGUGACACUGCUAACAGAUUACAGCAUCACGAAGGAAGAGGAAAGUGUUUAGUCCGUCUGGGAUGAAGGAGGAUAGAAACUGAGCUUUGCAAUCAAGCCCUCACUACUGGGAUCCUGGAAGGAGGUGCCUGGCUAUGACAGAGUUUUCAUCAGGAGUUGGGGUUUUUAAAUGUACAAUAAAGAAAUCAAACUGUGUGGGAGAAGAAGCUGCACCAGCUGAACUUCCCAGCAUAAGCUCAAAGGGAUUGUUCAUGUUCCUAAGCAUGGCCAUGGAUCCCCAGCUGGAAUUCCUGGACUGGGCAGGACAGGAGGCAGCAGAGUUGGUGCAAGAACUGUUUGCGAGGAUGGUUUUGUUCUUGGUGACUUGUUCUUUGACUUGUGACUGAGAGCUCCCUCUGUCAAGUACUUGCAUCCACAGCAAGCAAGCAAAGCCACCUAUGGUCCUAACACCAACAACCAAGAAGAUUUCUGGUUUAUUUUUGUUGUCCUGAAUGUUAAAAAUUGCUAAACUCAUCAAAAGGCACACUAAAAUGAAAGAAAGCAAAGGUUUGUGGUACGGUGUAGUAAAAGAAGAAUAAGCAUUAUGGGCCAGAUCUACACUAGCCUUUGCUCUGACAGUGCUUUACUUUGUAUCUCUGGAUAAGAACUGACUGCGGUGUAAAGAGAUUCCCUUCUCAGUUCCUAAGGAAGUCAAGGGGACCAGCCAGUGAUCAUCUCUCUGAGAAAGCUAUAAUCAUCUUUAACCAUACUUGUAAUAUUCUUUGCGAUCUAUGGGUAAAGCAUCUCAACAGUGCAGCAUUCUUUAUUGUUCUAGUGAUUUAACAUCAAGAAAUUGGGGUGGAUCUGUAUUAAAGUUCUAUUUGGAUUUACAGUGCACUUCCGAAGCGAACUGCUCAAACAUGCCCUCCUGCCUUACUCUGCUCUGUCUCCCAGAGUCACCUUGAGUGCACAACCUGGAUUUCCCUCAGAUGAAACUGUGUCCACAGAACCAGACAAGAGUGAGUUUGAGGUAAAGCCCCCAAAAGUGUACAGUGUGUGGGGGUCAGACUAACCAUUCACCUCCACAGAUCCACUCCUGCUGUAGUGUAUGUGGUCAUAUCUAAGUGAUCUGCACAUUUUCAAGCAUGCUGGGAGGGCUGGAUUUUUCUAUUGUACUGAUUUUCUAUUCUUCAAGUUGUUCAAGCAGGAUCCCUUUUUCAUAUUAGGACAGACUGUCUUUAUGAGAUAGGUUUUCUAAUCCCAAAUCCACUCAUGUUAUGGCUCUGCACGCAGAGGCAAGUCAGUGAGAGCCUAUCAUGGGCAGCCUGUGCACCCCUAAAAAGCUCAGCAGUGCUGCUGGCACGGACUGUCUUCCCAUCAGGGAAUACAGGAGGCAAGAAUUCCCACCCCCCAUUACAAAAAACAUUAACUAACACUUAUUUUUAUGGAUUUUGUGUACCCUGAACCAAAAUGUUGCUCUGUGAGUGUUGGUGGUAGAAAACCCAAUAGAUUUUCCAUUGCUUAAACUCAGGAACUUAUAUCUCAAACCAAGAAUUUGUGCAUUAAGGUAUAGAAGAGAGGCUGCAACAUAGGAAUAAAAACAAAAUAGUGCUGGGAGUUAAAGAAGUUUCAAUUUUAACUAACCCUUGAAGACACAAAAGCCCUCCAGCUGCACAGAGCCUCCAACACACGGCUGGAAACCCAUCCAGCCAUGCCUCAGGAUUUGAGUUCAUUGCAGGAGGAGAAAACAUAUUUGCAGUCUCUCUCUGUUGACUGCCCUAAUCAGAAUAAUAAGCCCAAACUAUAAAUCCCAAGGGCAUUGGAAUUCAACCUCUGUCAUCAUCUUAAAGAAGUUUCAUGACAGUCCACUUUAAUCUCAUCAGGCCUGGCCUUAUUUUACUACGCUUUUCAUGUUACAAGCUGCAAGGCUACGAGCACUAGUUUUUAAAUGGAUUCUCCCUUUUCUUGACCACUGGAAUGGAAAUAGAACAGCACAGAAACACAGUUCAUGGUUAAACAGACUCAGGAUACCUUAUUUUACUUUCUUUGUCUUAAUAUAACACAUUCUCUGGUAGUGAGCUAUGUACAAACACAGCAAACAUAACGCAGUGGUCUCUUCCCUUUCUCUUUUUGUCUUAAUGGGGCUGCAGGGUGAGACUGAAAUAAGGAAACAAGCCUAAACACUUCUGAACCUACGUCUAUCUUCCUGGGUCUUCCUAUAGGGAAUUCUAAACAGAAGAAAAAUCAACCACCAUUACAGUCCUUUUAUUCUAGCUUCUUACAGCCUGUGGAAAACAAACCUGCCACAUGUUCCUGGACUUCACAGUUUAGCUCUGUUGGAGACCAAACUUCCCACUGUAAAAUCCUUGGCUACACCUCACGGUAGCCUUUAAACCCCCCAGUUUCCUAAUUCACCACUCUAGGUUUGCAUGCAGCUACUUUUUGCUUGUCCUCUAAGCGGUUAGCCUAUCUAUUGCUAAUAGCUCUUGUUACAAAGCUGAUGUUCCUGCUAGAGGCUGCACAUGUUUUGGUUAAAGACUGGCAAUAUUUCAAGCCAGAAGUUAACUAUGCUGUAUACUUUAUGCUUUUAUAAUUCUGUACACUCAAAUGACAUGUACUGGAGUGAUAUUCUGGUCAACAUUUAUUUUUAGCUAAACAACCUGGUAUGAUUCAUUCCAUCUAUUCCCCCAAUAUAAUAGCCAUAAAAUGUCUCCACGUUACCAUAACUGGAUUUAGGGGAAAAGAGCUGUUUCCUUUGCAAUCUUUCUCAGUGUUCCAAACCCCAGUUCUUCUACCCCUAGGUAAUACGAGUGUAAUUCCAUAAGAGCAUAUGGGAAUAAUAUCCAUUUACAGAAAUAUUGAGUGUUAUUUAGCAAAGAACUGGCACGAAUAAUUAGUGUUUUACUAUUUAUAUCCACAACGAAAGACUAGGUAGAAAAAAAGGCACAAACUACUGAAAGCCAAGAUUCCAUCAAAGGUCUCGUUCAUGGGGAGUCUUAAGGAGUGAGUAAACAUGAUUUCUAGGAUGUACCUUUCUUAUAGUUUCUUUUGUGGAUGAGACAUACACAUUAAGAGCUUGUGUUAAUGUAACACAAUUAACAUUCACCUUAGCAGCAGCUUUAGUAUCAGUACUUUAAUUUGUGCUCACUAUUAAAGCUCGCCCUCCUGCACUCAUAGGAAGUACUGCUUUAUUUUACACAGUUCAAUGAGGCUUGCCUGCUGACACACUCGUGUGUUUCUGCUAUAAACCUCAAGAAUAAGCUAAAGUUACACAUAGCUACAGCACUUACCUAUUUCAAUCAAUCAGUGUUACUUCCAAUUAAGGCUCUAAUCAGCGUUAGAUCAUGGGUUCUGCCACAGAUGGUCCCCUCAGUGCAAGGUGAACCUAUUUGUGGAAUUUCCUUUGUCAGCAUAGGGAAGGGCAUUGAAUUUUUGGCACAUCUGGGUCUGGUGCUGUCUUUCUUCACACUGUGAAGACUCCUCUUCACUCUCACUGAUCUGUGUAACAGCUACAGGCUCCAGCCCCAUGGAAACCCAAAAGAAGAGUUACAAAGAAGAGGAGUAACCUCUCUGUACUUAAUCACUGGUUACUGCCUCCUUAGUUUAACAUAACAAAGCAAUGUAAGGAAAGAGUGCUAACUCUUUACCUAAUUAUUACCUAGUGAAUUGCUGGUUCCCCUCUAAUAGCAAAACACCACUUUAUGAAAAGCAGGAUUGUUACCUGCAGUAGGUGGUACUUCUAGACCAACAAUCAGCUCUGAUAAACCUCUUGUCACAGUCAGACACAGAUAAAAGUCUUCGUGCUAAUGUUUCCUUUUAAUAUUCACUUUCAGACGUUUUAUCAGGAUUUAAAACGCCAUUUCUUGACAGCUUAGCCCGAUGUGAGCUGUGUAACAUUUGAGCUCUUCACACCAUCCCCACAACACGCAGCUUGCAGCAGCAAUGCUUGUGCAGCCAUGAAUUAUGCCGUGUCAAGGAUGCGAUUGAAAGGAAAGCUGUCCUGACCAACAAAAACGAUGAGUUCCCAGCCGAAUCAGCUCCCUGAGCUGGGUCACUGAAGAGGAAGAGAACAGAUGGUGGUGACACGGUAAGAAGCUGUGCUGCAGGAGCUGCCAUCGCGCGUGCUGUUAUCUGUGGAAGGUGUGAGGGGAUCUGAGGCAGUUUGUCCUCAUCGCUACGCUGAAGUGUGCAGAGCAGGUUUACCAUGCACCAACCCUGCUGCACACAAGCAAGCUCCCACUUCCAUCGGAUUGAGACUAAAACUGGAACCUGAGACUAAAACUGGAUCUCCUGUUUCCCAGGACAGUGCCCUAGUGCACACUAGGGAAAUCUGUACUAUGUGCACAGACAUCACUGCAUUUACUCAGGUUAUUGAUGCCAAAAACCCUGCCAAAAACAAAUAAGCAGUUUCAGACUUAAAUUGCAUCGCUCUUACAAUGUUUAAGGCUGCGAUUAUCUUAAUUCCAAAAUAUACCCAACUGCAAUUUUUAUAAGUAAGCACAGUUUAUGUUAAGACUCUCAUACUCCUCACCAAAACCCAGUACCUAUUUGAGAGCUAAUGCAAACGCCUCUGAAGCUGUCAGUUUAUAAGUGAUCACAAAACAAUCUUUGGACAACUAUCGUAAUAGCCCUGCCAAGACAAAACUCUUGAAGCAUGAAAGAUGCCAUUAACUAGGAUGGAUGUUGUUUGUGCAACAGCCAAAGGUUCCUACAAGUCUAUAUUUAUAUCCCCAGCAAUUCCACCUGAUGGUCUGUUGAGCAGGCAGUUAGCUGAUGUUGGUCUCUCCUUACAAAGCUCAGCACUGUGCUUUUGACUUUAUGAUCAUUCCAAUCUGUGUGACAAUUACGAUACAUUCGUUCCUGGAAUACUCAUUUCCAGAAAGCUUCUGGACUGAAGGCAAUUUUCAUUUCUGAGUGGCAAAAUUGCUUUGCCACUGGUAACCAGCCUCAGCCAGCUUAGCUGUUCAUUUAGAAUACGUGCACUGUUUUAAUACCUGGGGUUUAUAGCUCUACGUUCAAUUUUGCAAAGCAAAGCCUAAGCAGUGUGCUUCUUCGCCUUCUGAAUAAAAAUACUUUGAAAUACA